Molecule: messenger RNA, 1447 nt
Organism: Suricata suricatta (meerkat)
Lineage: Eukaryota; Metazoa; Chordata; Mammalia; Carnivora; Herpestidae
Gene: ST6GALNAC2
Product: ST6 N-acetylgalactosaminide alpha-2,6-sialyltransferase 2
Exons: 5
Molecular function (GO): sialyltransferase activity
Source: RefSeq, a predicted model, not a curated record
UGCCUGGCCCCCACAGCCAUCCACUCCACCCUGAGUCUACUGAAUGACUCCGAGAGCUCCAAGCUGUUCGCCGCCUCCAGGAAGCCGCUUUCAAACUGCAUUCGCUGUGCAGUGGUGGGGAACGGAGGCAUUCUGAAUGGUUCUCGCCAGGGUCGGAACAUCGAUGCCCAUGACUACGUGUUCAGACUCAAUGGCGCUGUGAUCAAAGACUUCGAGAAGGAUGUGGGCACCAAGACUUCCUUCUACGGUUUCACUGUGAACACCAUGAAGAACUCCCUCAUCUCCUACGGGAGCCUCGGCUUCACCUCUGUGCCACAAGGCCAGGACCUGCGCUACAUCUUCAUCCCCUCUGACAUCCGUGACUACGUGAUGCUGAGAUCGGCCAUUCUGGGUGUGCCUGUCCCUGAGGGCCCUGAUAAAGGGGACAGAAAAGCCCAGGGGACCCUGCUGGUCCCCAGGAGCCUGCCUGAAGGGCCGCUUUCUGAAUGGAGCCGGCAGGCCGGGCUGAUCAGCUUCCGGCUGCUGUCCCCAUCAGCCACGCGGCCCCCCGCCCACGGCAUUGACUGGGCCUGUCCUCUCCUGACUCUGCUGCCCGGCUGGGCACAUUGUGUCUGGGAGCUGGGGGUGGAGGGGGGCCGCCUGGUGUCCAUACCUCUGGUCCUGGUGGACAACCCCAUAGUUAGUGCUUACGGAUUCAUCACAAGCAACUACUGGAAAUUUUCUGACCACUACUUUGAGCGAAUAAAGAAGCCGCUGAUCUUCUACGUGAACCACGACCUGUCCCUGGAAGCCACCUUGUGGAAAAGCCUGCACAAGGCCGGCAUCCUCCGGCUGUACCAACGCUGACCCUCCAGGACUCAGAGCCCUGGUUCCCGCAGAGCUGUGGCCCACGCCCCCUACGCGGCUGGAGCGGCCCUGUCUCUUCUGUCUGUGAGAAGGGCACCAACAUCCCCUCCUCUGGAGGGCAUGAAGAGGUGGACUUGUGACCGUUCCUGGAGCGUGUUCAUGGCGGGACACCCCCAUCUUGGUCUUGAUUCCAAGACUCCCUACGGGGUCUGAGACGGAAUCCCCACUCUGGAGAAGGAAGGAGCGCUCUGCUGGGCAUUUUGCAGCAGGAGGAACACCAGAGCAGACUGUGAGCGUCCCCAGCAAAGGGCCAGCCUAUUUCAGAGUGGAGGAUCUUCGAAGCCAGCAGCUGGCCCCGGGCCACCGGAGGAGGCUGGCGGAGCGGCCGCCACAUCCCCGCUGACUGCAGCAGCCCGGCGUGCACGCUCCCCAGCCAAACCUCCCGCCAGCAUGUCCAGCUCAGACUCCAAGUCAGUUCGACUCUUAAGACGCUCCUGCACCACCUGAGGCCACCCACUUCCUUCUGCCCAGGGAUGUGACAGGACCGGAACAGGCAGAAUGUAAUCUGAAGCCAGUUAAUUGCAUAAAUGAUGGAUGACCA